This is a messenger RNA of Paramecium tetraurelia, 363 nucleotides long. RefSeq lists its product as uncharacterized. NCBI's taxonomy places the organism in Eukaryota, Ciliophora, Oligohymenophorea, Peniculida, Parameciidae. The transcript is spliced from 3 exons. The record is from RefSeq and is a predicted model, not a curated record.
AUGUUCUGUUGUGGUGGAAAAAAGAAAUAAAGAGAAUAGGUUGGAUCAACUAAAAUGAAGAGUAAGAUCUUAACUGAAUUCUCUGAAGAAAUAAAUGAUGAAGCAAUGACUCUCUACUAAUCACCAUUCUGUCAAAACAUAUCAAUAAUGUUUUAAUAUCCUGUAGACCCUAAUUCAAUGAGAACGGGUUCCAAUACUAAGAUUACCAGAUCUGUUGAACGCUUGACUAAUCCUCUUCCGAAAAUAGUGCCUAGAAAAACAUCGUUCCUUAACUUUAAAUACAGUAAAACCAAUCAGAAUACAAAAUUUGUUUCGGCUAAAAAAGGAUUCACUUUAUUGGUGACAAAGACCAAUCCUUGUUGA